Pseudophryne corroboree (corroboree frog) is the source of this 1852-nucleotide messenger RNA. Its product is annotated as cholinesterase-like. NCBI's taxonomy places the organism in Eukaryota, Metazoa, Chordata, Amphibia, Anura, Myobatrachidae. Bases 78 to 1745 code for a protein of 555 amino acids. Gene Ontology annotation, cellular component: plasma membrane. Gene Ontology annotation, molecular function: acetylcholinesterase activity. The record is from RefSeq and is a predicted model, not a curated record. Gene Ontology annotation, biological process: choline metabolic process; acetylcholine catabolic process. The transcript has 4 exons.
GUCAAAAUUGUCAAUAAAUAACAGUGAAGGUGAUUAUCUGUGGCAAAGCACAAACAGAACACAGAUUGAUUACGAACAUGACUCCAGAACGCAAAAUAACGUGGCUCAUUUUAAUAUUGUCUUUUGUGGCAAUAUGUACUAAUGCAGAAGAUGACACAAUCAUAGAAACAAAACAAGGAAAAGUGAGUGGCUUUACAUUAUCGGUAUUAUCUGAUACUGUCACAGCCUACACUGGGAUACCAUAUGCAGAGGCCCCAAUAGGCUUCAAAAGAUUCCAAAAACCGGAGCCACGGAAACCAUGGCUUGGCAUACACAAAGCUACCAAAUUUGGAAACUCAUGUUACCAGAGUAAAUCAGAAGCGUAUAGUGAGUUGCCUGGGGUUGAUAAGUGGCUUGUUAAAAAUGAAAUGAGUGAGGACUGUCUUAACCUGAAUGUAUGGGUUCCACAAUCAAUUUCAAAGCCAGCACAUGUCAUGGUGUUCAUCUAUGGAGGAGGGUUUAUUUCUGGAACAUCAUCCUUGGCUGUAUAUGAUGGGAGUGUGCUAGCUGCUACUGAGAAAGUAAUUGUGGUAUCAAUGAACUACAGAGUUGGGGCACUGGGAUUUCUGGCUUUUCCAGGAAGUAAAGAUGUUCCUGGCAAUUCUGGCUUGUUUGAUCAGAGGUUGGCUCUACAAUGGGUUCACGAUAACAUUGCAGCUUUUGGUGGAGACCCAGGUAGUGUCACUCUUUUUGGACAAAGUGCUGGAGCCGCUUCUGUUGGAUAUCAUGUGUUAAGUACUGGAAGUCAUUCUUAUUUCAAAAGAGUCAUAAUCCAAAGUGGAUCACCAACAGCAGACUGGGCAUUCAAUUCUAAAGAAAGGGCUAGGAUAUUAUCCUUAAAAUUAGCCCAGAGAAUUGGAUGCCCUACAGAAGAUGAUAAUUCAACAAUAGCCUGUUUAAAAAAUGUAGAUGCUAAGGAAAUAAUUCAUAAACAACUUCCAACUGAUUCUAAAUUUGAACUGACAUAUUUUGUUCCCACCAUAGAUAAUGAUUUUUUACUGGAUGUUCCAAAAAACUUAGUAAAUCAAACAAACAAACACAUUGACAUUUUAAUAGGAGUCACCAAGGAUGAUGGAAAUCCAUUUCCAGUGUUCGCUGGGCAAGGAAUUAGCACAAAAUAUCUUAGUUUAAUCACUACAGAACAACUUGAACAAGGGUUAAGACAGUUCUUCCCACCUGGAGAAGAACUUGCUAUAGAAUCCUUUAAAUUGCUAUACAUAGACUGGGAUGAUGAAGGAAACCAAGAGAAAAAUCGAGAUGCCUUAGCGAAAAUCCUGAAAGACUAUUACUUUACUUGUCCUUCAAAGUACUUUGCUAGCUUUGCAGCAGAGACUACAAAUAAUGUAUUUGUCUAUGAAUAUGACCAUCGUCCAUCAAAUGAAGUUUGGCCACAGUGGAUGGGUGCGAUACAUGGUGCAGAAUUGCCUAUAAUAUUUGGAAAUCCAUUUUCUGCGCCUCAGGAAUUCUCGCAAGAAGAGCAAGCAUUUAGUAAGCGGAUUAUGAAAAUGUGGGCCAACUUUGCAAGAGAAGGAAAUCCUAGUGAUGAUGGAUUUGUUUGGCCACAUUAUUCCACUGGAGACCAAAAUCAUGCAAUACUGAAAAUGAACAACAUAAGCGUUAGACAAAAAUGGAGCGGUCAAAAUUGUCAAUUUUGGAAUUUCUAUUACCCUGAACAAGUGAAAAAACAUAGGAAAAUAUUGACUUGAUUUCCUGAAGUCUAAAAUUCAACUGAUUAUGGAUAAUCAUACCUGUUUUACAGAGUAUUGUAACUGCAAGAAACAUGUUAAUAAAUAUGAAAAAAGCUUUACCUAAA